Salvelinus fontinalis (brook trout) is the source of this 3053-nucleotide messenger RNA. RefSeq names its product transmembrane protein 45B-like. Bases 123 to 956 code for a protein of 277 amino acids. Lineage: Eukaryota; Metazoa; Chordata; Actinopteri; Salmoniformes; Salmonidae. The record is from RefSeq and is a predicted model, not a curated record. The transcript is spliced from 6 exons.
UAGACAAGCAGGUGUAGACAGGUUACUGUUAUUGCAAUUCAUCUCAACUAACAGGAUUCACUGAUUUGAGAGGGAGCAGUCGUCCAACUGCUCUGUAACAACAAACAAGUUUUGACAGGAGGAUGGCCAACUUCAAGGGACAUGCCCUUCCCGGCAGCUGCUUUUUGCUGUUAGGCCUGUGUUGGUCAAUGAAGUACCCUCUCCGCCACUUCUGGAGGAGGCGUCAGCCUAAAGGAAGACAAAAACUGCCCCUGUUCUUUAACAGAAUCGACUUAAUCGAGGGGGCACUCAUCAUUUUCUUAGCCUUUGUGGGCAUCAUGGCAGAGCAGUUUGUGCCCGAUGGGCCCCAUGGCCACCUGUACCUCAGAGAGACUAAGUCCUGGGUGAAGCUGAUGAACUGGCAGCACAGCACAAUGUACUUCUUCUUCGGCAUUUGGGGAAUUGUUAAAGUCCUCAGUAUGUCACCGCUUCCAGUCCCACUUGGUCUUGACCGCCUUGCUCUCUCUCUGGCUUUUUUCAUUGAAGGGUUUCUGUUUUACUUCCAUGUGCAUAUGCGCCCUCCUCUGGAUACCCACAUCCACUCCCUGCUGUUUGUGGCAGUGUUUGGUGUGGCGGCCAGCACCCUGUUGGAGGUGUUCAUGCGAGAUAACAUCAUACUGGAGCUGCUCAGGGUCAGCCUAACCAUCCUGCAAGGCUCCUGGUUCUUUCAGAUUGGAUUCGUGCUGUACCCAUUAAACGGAGUACAGUGGGAUCUGAAGGCACACGAUAACACCAUGUUCGUCACCAUGUGCUUCUGCUGGCAUCUAGCUGUGGCCCUGCUGAUCGUUGGCAUCAACUACUGGAUGGGCUGGUGCUGUGUACAAAGAUGUGCAGGGAAGGGAGGUGACAUAGAGAUCGGGAUGAGAAAGACAUCCAGCUCCCAGAAGGCUCUGCUGCAGGAUUCUGAUGAAGAGUAAGUGGAUGGAUCAUGAAGUGUACCACAGGAGGUUGGUGGCACCUUAACUGGGGAGGAUAGGCUAGUGGUAAUGGUUGGAGCGGAAUAGUAUCAAAUACACUACAUCAACACACAUGGAAGUGUUUGAUGCCAUUCCAUUAGCUACGUUACAGCCAUUAUUGAGUCGCUCUCCCCUCACCAGCUUCCACUGGUGUGUACAGUAGUAGAUCACUGUUAUUGUUUUCUGCAAUUGUUAUUUUUUUGUCUGAAGUUUGAUUAACAUUUUUUUAACAUUAACAUUUGUAUCCGUGCUAGCGUGUAUAUUUUUUAUUUUGAGUGAUAUUUUUCAAUGAAAUAAUGAGAUGUGUUGUUGAGUUCAGAUUAAGGCCAAAUUAAUUGCAAAUAAAAUGAUUUACAAAUGCAUGUAAUUCAAACUAUAAAAGCUAAUUUAUGAUUGUCAAGAUAAGUGAAAUGUACUAGCAUUCCUUUGAGGUUUCCUCCCUGAAGUGAAACAUGAACACCGGACAUUGUUACCUGACAGGGUUUCCUCUCCUCUUAAGACGGUUUAAACGUGCUCAUCCUGCCUGUGGCUAUAGAGCACGUACUUCCUUCCAUCCUGGAAACAACACAAUGUCUAAUGGAUUACCAAAGAAAAUACACUGAACAAAAAUUGAAACGCAACAUGUAAAGUGUUGAUCCUAUGUUUCCAAUCUGAAUGUGUGGCAUAUCAAGAAGCUGAUUAACAUGAUCGUUAUACAGGUGCACCUUCUGCUGGGGACAAUAAAAGGCCACUUUAAAAUGUGCAGUUUUGUUACACAACACAAUGCCACAGAUGUCUCAUGUUUUGAGGCAGGGUGCAAUUGGCAUUCUAACUGCAGGAUUGUCCACCAGAGCUGUCACCAUACAAUUGAAUUUUAAUUUCUCUACCAGAAUCCGCCUCCAAAGGAAUUUUUGAGAAUUUGUCAAUACGUCCAACUGGCCUCACACAGACCACGUGCAUGGAGUCGCGUGGGCGAGCGGUUUGCUGAUAUCAACGUUGUUAACAGAGUGCCCCGUGGUGGUGGGGUUAUGGUAUGGGCAGGCAUAAGCUAUUGACAACGAACACAUUUGCAUUUUAUCGAUGGCAAUUUGAAUGCACAGAGAUACAGUGAUGAGAUCCUGAGGCCCAUUGUCACGCCAUUCAUCCACUGGCAUCAUCUCAUGUUUCAGCAUGAUAAUGCAUGGCCCCAUGUCACAAGGAUCUGUACACAAUUCCUGGAAGCUGAAAAUAUCCCAGUUCUUCCAUGGCCUGAAUACUCACCAGAUGCUCUGGAUCGACAUGUACGACAGCGUGUUCCAGUUGCCACCAAUAUCCAGCAACUUCGCGCAGCCAUUGUUCUUAUUUAUUUAACUAGACAUUGAAGAGGAGUGGGAGAACAUUCCACAAGCAACAGCCUGAUUAACUAAGGAGAACAUUACCUGCCCCAAUUCAUAGUGCCAACUGUAAAGUUUGGUGGAGGAGGAAUAAUGGUCUGGGGUUGUUUUUCAUGGUUCUUGUGGCAACAGUUUGGUGAAGGCCCUUUCCUGUUUCAGCAUGACAAUGCUCCCGUGCACAAAGUGAGGUCCAUACAGAAAUGGUUUGCCGAGAUCGGUUUGGAAGAACCUGACUGGCCUGCACAGAGCACUGACCUCAACCCCAUCGAACACCUUUGGGAUGAAUUGGAACACCGACUGCGAGCCAGGCCUAAUCGCCCAACAUCAGUGCCCGACCUCACUAAUGAUCUUGUGGCUGAAUGGAAGCAAGUCCCCGCAGCAAUGUUCCAACAGCUAGUGGAAAGCCUUCCCAGAAGAGUGGAGGCUGUUAUAGCAGCAAAGGGGGACCAACUCCAUAUUAAUGCCCAUGAUUUUGGAAUGCGAUGUUUGAUGAGCAGGUGUCCACAUACACUACAUGGCCAAAAGUAUCUGUGACCAACAGUAUUCCCAGUCAUGUGAAAUACAUAGAUUAGGGCUAAUGAAUUUAUUUAAAUUGACUGAUUUCGUUAUAUGAACUGUAACUCUGUAAAAUCUUAGACAUUUUUGCAUGUUGCGUUUAUUGUUGUUCAGUAUAUAUUUCCAAUAAAUCGCAAAAAUAUUUUUUUCA